GUCUGAAUGCAGAUUAAGAGUAUUCUUAUUGACAAACUAUUCUGAAUGAGCAGAGAGGGGUUAUAACAUUGUGUGAUACACGUAACAUGGUGACUGGGAUCUACGUGUACUUUCUGUGGAGCAGUGUACUUCUGGGUAAUAUUAGAGCUCAGUUCGCAUUCCCCUUUUGGAAAGGCUUUAACCAUAGAUAUGGAUUCGGCUCUUUCGAUUGGGGGAAAGCUCGAACUAUUUCUUGUAAAACGGGAUACUUUGGAGUCUCCUGCAAUAACAAAUGUAAAUAUCCAACUUAUGGGAAUCAAUGCCGACUGAGGUGUGACUGCAGUGAAAGCCUAUGUAACCAUGUAAACGGAUGUCCUAGUCCUGCUACUAGUUGCCGUAUCGGCUACAUUGGGAAGUACUGUGAAACGCCCUGCCGUUAUCCAAAUUAUGGUGCUGGUUGUCAGAAACUGUGUCUUUGCGCGGAACAGCGGUGUAAUUCUUCCACUGGUUGUAAACAGAUGAAAGAUAGCAAUGCAGUCUUCAUGCAUCGAACAUCACAGUUUACGUUAACUUCUACAGUCAACAGGGGAAAAGAUAGUGCGACUAUAGAUAUGUUAACAGCGGACUCGCUUAUCUCAAACAGAGACUCGAGGGUAUAUACCACAGGUGGUGGAUGUCCUGCUGGAUUUAACGGGAAAGACUGUGUAAAGCCAUGUCGAUACCCAAGCUAUGGAUUGGGUUGUCAAUAUGAAUGUUUUUGUUCCACAGACCUGUGCAAUCCUUCCUCUGGGUGCCAAAAGAAUUCGGAUGAGCACAAUGGAGGCACUGAUAAGCAUAUGGAGACAACCAUAGAAAGGACAACGAUAUCGUUAAAGAGAGUGACGUCUCAUGAAAAACUCCCAAUAGCUGUCGAGUCAGACGAUUCUGAAAAAGGAUUAAGUUUCUUUGCACACCAAACAGAGCCGCAAAUUUCUCCCAAUAGAUAUAUAGAGAUCAAAAUGGGUUUAUCAGUUUUUGGUGUCCUUCUGUUUGUUCUGAUGAUCGGGCAUCUGUACUUGUCCUUCACUCGCUGUGACAAAGGGAGAAGUGGAAGGCACAGUGUAGCGAACUCGAACUCCCAGCUUAUAUAGACUAGAUUCAUUCAUACAUUUUCCAGAAUCCUUUCAUUACAUGUAUGCUUGGAAUAGUUGGACAUACUUCUAAUUGUAACUUCGAUUUAUUAAAACCAUUGAACCAGUAUAAAUAUACAAUAUUGAACAUGGUUCACAUGAAAAUGUAUUUCAAUUUUUAGAUAUUGCCGUUGGUACAAUAUGGUGUAAGAUUUAAUGUAUAUCAUAAACUAUUCAUCUAUGAUCGUUAUAUGUAACUAUGUCGUAAAUCUAAAUUAUGAUUUCUAUAUUAUUUUGUUUUUAUUUUUUGCGAAAUGUUUUGUUUCUAAUAUUAAUCAGAUUUACGAUAUGAUUUUGACAGCUAUUAAAAAUAAUUCUUUUGUGUUAAUAAAUUUUUCUUCGCCAAUUUACAUUUGAUAAGGUAAGCCUCCUACCAAAUUAUGAUUAUCAGAGGAGAAGUUCCAGAGAUCCUCGCCUGCAUGUGUCAGCGUGUACCACUGAACCUGUUUUUUAUUUAUUUAAGAAAUUCAUGACAAAUUGCGAUGCAGAGGUUGGUAAAUGUCUGUUUGAUAUAUAUGAAACUAGGUGAGUUUUAAAUGAUGCGUAUAUUUGAUUCUGACAGCCACUGUCUGAUAAAUAACAGGUCUUUUGUGACAGCCAAGUUCUUGUGUUGAUGGCAUGGUGCUGGUGUCAAAAUGAGUUAUAUGGAUAGUGUUGCUUCAAAAUUUUUCUAUAGAGUGUGAUGAUAUCUUGCUUAUAUCACGUGUGGAUAUUUCACGACAUGAGAACUCCUUUGUUUACAAGAAACAUGUUAUACACGGAAUCGUUUAUUGUAACAGCUAUCAGUGUCUCCAUAUCUAUGUAUCGAGGGGGCUGUACUUCAGAUCUUACUAUAAUACAUCAACUAUAUUUUCCUGGUUGAGUCUAAUUAAAACUAGCGAUCCAAACUUCCUCAUAUACCAGGAAAAUGCAAGUAUCACUGUAAAGUUGUCACUAUUCAAUGGGAAUCGACAAUUCUUUCAGUGAACUCUCGAUAAAUCACUUGGAUAAAAAUACUUUGUCGUGUUUUAUAGUGACAUGCGUUUCAGAAGUUUUAUUCUUAUAUCAUCUAUAUGCCAUCUGAAUUAUGCUUCAAACUCCAGUUGUGAGGGAAAAUACCAAGGCUGUUGCGCAGAUUUUAUGUGGAAUGACAAUCUUCAGACGUGUGUAGAGUGUGCUGCUGGGUAUUAUGAUGGAAACUGCUCCAAAGUCUGUCCAUAUCCAAGCUUUGGUAAAAGAUGUCAAUCAAUUUGUAAAUGCACUGAAGGCUUCUGUCACCAUGCACGGGGUUGUGUGAGGAAAAUGGAUCACACCCGGAAGUAUCCGUCAAUGAGCACGAUGAUGACGCUUGGAAUUACCAUGCUGGCCUUGUUCUCUACUUUGAUUGUCAUUCUAUAUGUAGGCACGUAUGUCGUUCCAAAAUUGAGAAAAGUCAAACCAGUGGUGGAAAUUGAAAUGAUGGAAUAUAAAACUGUUUAAAUUUAUUCAGCAUGUAGUUAUAAAUUUCGCAAAUUAUAGCUAGUAUAAAAGUGACAAAGUGCUGAAACAUAUUGUACUGCGAAACACGUUAGUCUUGUGUUGUAUGUUGAAACGGAUAUCUUUUGUUUCGAACAAGAAAAUGGUGUAUCUAAAACAUUGAUAUCUAUCAUCAAUUUAUCGACAGAUAUUAUCUUUCGAAAUUUAAAAAGAAAUAUUUUAAACCUAAACUUCUUCCAUAAAUAUCAUUUCUGAACAUAUAUUGUAUAUUAUAUUCAUUUAACACGUCACAUAUCAGCUGUAACUCUCUGGGAGUUAUGGAACAGAACAGAAAGCUACAGAUCCACUCCUUAUAAAAGAAUAGAAAGCGACAGAUCCACCCCUUAUAAAAGAACAGCAAACUACAGAUCCACUCCUUAUAAAAGAACAGCAAACUACAGAUCCACUCCUUAUAAAAGAACAGCAAACUACAGAUCCACUCCUUAUAAAAGAAUAGAGAGCGACAGAUCCAUCCUUGAUAAAAACCUUUGAAUUCGGCGCCGUUUUUUUCUGCGCACGGUGAAGGUCUGGUAUUGCUGUAUGCUUGCAUUACCGUCACAAAUUUUGAUUUUUGGUUGUUUGUAGAUAUAUGUAUUGUAAGAUUAAGAUAAAACUAUAGAUCUGUU
Molecule: messenger RNA, 3268 nt
Organism: Ostrea edulis (European flat oyster)
Lineage: Eukaryota; Metazoa; Mollusca; Bivalvia; Ostreida; Ostreidae
Product: multiple epidermal growth factor-like domains protein 10
Exons: 11
Coding region: 87-1109 (340 amino acids)
Molecular function (GO): scavenger receptor activity
Source: RefSeq, a predicted model, not a curated record